Prorocentrum cordatum is the source of this 1293-nucleotide messenger RNA. NCBI's taxonomy places the organism in Eukaryota, Dinophyceae, Prorocentrales, Prorocentraceae. The record is from the annotation of a GenBank genome assembly.
AUGGCUCAGGGCUCCGCCCGCCGGAUCGGCAACUACCUGAAGCAUGGCUUCUCAUGCCCCCCUGCGCCCCGCGGUGAGCGAGGCCAAGAUCUUGGCCAGGACAAAGAUAGAAGGAUCAUCUUCAGGUGUCGCGAGGCCCCGGGCGUCGUGUGGGCAUACAUCGACGACAACAACGGCGGGGGGCAGUGGCGCUGGCUCUGCGACGAGUGCGGCAAAACGGUCAACGAACCUGGGUACUCCACGUCAACCGAGCACAUGAGACAGCGAAAGCAGACGCAGAUCGACAAGCACAUGGACGGCUACAAACCCCACGGACUACCUGAUCCCCAAAGCUUCAUAAUGGGAGGCGACCCGUGGAACAUGACGAGGGGCAUGGACACAUCGGAGAUCAAGAGGACACCAUGCCCAGGCUGGUGCUGGGACUGGGAGUGCGACGCAAAGAAUUCCCCCAUCGACCCAUGUGUUUACGGGGGCGACUGGGACGCGAUACCGAUCGGAUUUCCUAUGCAGUACGACGGGCCAGGGUACUCACCCCCGCUCGGGAUGGCGAUCAGCAAUGACAAUGUACAGCAGCCCUGGGCCAAGAGCAACCGCCCACAACAAACGCAAGAGCAACUACUCCACAGCGCCGGACAGGCACUGGCCGGCUUCUUGGCCACGAGGGGCACAUCCAACCCGACCUCAGGACAACUCGGCAACGCGACUCCCGCCCCGCACCGCUGGCUCAGCCUGUCUUCCCUGGACCCCCAGCAUGGACACCAACCCCUGGCCGCCCUGACCAGCGCGGGGGACGCGCCGGCGACGCCGCAGCACCCUACGCGACCGGGCUACCGGCCCCUGCGCCCCCUGGGGCACCCGCCAUCGAAGGACGCCACAUACAGCUCGCCAGGAACGCCGAGGAGCUCUACAUCACUCCCUGGUACAUGGUCCCAUACGGAUCGGCAGCGCGGCCCUGCCUUGGACCGGUCCUUGGAGCGGUCGCGCUACCCCGCGACUGGGCUCGGCGUGUGCAGCUACACGGACAAGAGCUCAGGAGAGUCUUCUUCACCGAAUUCUACGCGGACGCCACCUGACGACGGCGCCACCCUGGCUCGGCAGGCCAUCGCUAGUAAGACUACCUGCGCCCAAGACGCGCGGAUCCCCACCUGUUCCCAGCCCGACGAGCAGCGCCAGGAGAUCUUAGAUAGGCACCACCUACAGGACAGGCUCAAAGGGCAACAGCAGGAACUCAGCGAGUACUACCUAAUGGUUUGGGGCACCAAGUGGGCCAUGGAAUGGGCGGAGCGCGACAUG